Messenger RNA from Eufriesea mexicana, 3073 nucleotides. RefSeq names its product myeloid zinc finger 1. The record is from RefSeq and is a predicted model, not a curated record. Gene Ontology annotation, biological process: regulation of gene expression. Lineage: Eukaryota; Metazoa; Arthropoda; Insecta; Hymenoptera; Apidae. Gene Ontology annotation, cellular component: nucleus.
AACAGUGUAAAUGGCGCUCUCCGCACAGAACCAGUCGACGUCGUACGUGAACUUAUAUUACUCGAUCGUCCAGCGUGCGGCGACACGCUACUUUAAGGAAUAUUACAACUCCGAUACUGGCGCGCCCUACGUAUUAUACAAGGACAACAUGGAGAGACCCCAGGGGCAAUGGGGCCCGGGGCCGGGAUCUCUCCAGGACGGGGGACUGUACCCGCAGCAACAGCAACAACAGCAACAGCAGGGCUCCUCCUCGUCCGGCAGUCCACAGCAGGCCUGUGGUCCCCCUGUCGAGGGAGAAAGCGGUCCCCCGCCUUCGUUGGCCUCUCCCGUGCCCUCACCGUACCCCUCGGCACCGCCUGAGCCUCAAGCCUUAACCCCACCCGACGACGAUAUACAAUCGAAUCAAGCCACCUCUCAGCAGCAACAACAGCAACAGCAGCAACAGCAACAGCAGACGCAACAGCAAGUGCAGCAGCAGCAGCAGCAGCAGCAACAGCAGCAGCAGCAGCAAGUGCAACAGCAGCAACAGCAACAGCAGCAGCAGCAGCAACAGACGCAACAGCAGGAUCACUCGCCUCAACAACAGCUGACACCUCACGAGGUGGAUCGCAGCGAUUGCUUUCCCGGCGCUGGAGAGUUGCAGCAAUAUCCGCAGCACUACUUCAAGGAGGCUAGGCCGCAUCCGUCGCCGUCGGUACCCCCGCACAUGCUCACCCCCGGUGGUUUCUCCGCGUUGCACUAUCUCAAGCAGCCGGGCGUGAUGCUCACGUCCCUCGGCCAGGGUGACGGUGGACCAAGCCUGGACGCUCACCAGUACGCCAGCCCCGGGGCACCGAACAUGGCGACCGGCUUGCCGGACAUUGUCCAGCAGAGCGGCAAGUCGGGCAAAGGGGCAAACAGCGAUCUACGUUUGUUCAAGUGUCUGACAUGCGGCAAAGAUUUUAAGCAGAAGUCGACGCUGCUGCAACACGAGCGGAUCCAUACGGACAGUCGGCCAUACGGGUGUCCAGAGUGCGGGAAGCAAAGGCAACAAUCGCAUCUAACGCAGCACCUGCGCAUACACGCGAACGAGAAGCCGUAUGCUUGCGUGUACUGCGAGCGUACGUUCCGGCAGCGUGCCAUCCUCAACCAGCAUCUGCGCAUCCACUCGGGUGAGAAGCCAUACCAAUGUCCGGAGUGCGGAAAACACUUCCGUCAGAAGGCGAUCCUGAAUCAGCACGUCCGCACACACCAAGACGUGAGUCCGCAUCUGAUCUUCAAGAAUGGGAUGACGCCGACGCUCUGGCCACAGGAUGUUCCGUUUCCACCGGAGGAAGGNNNAGAGGAGGUGGCGUCGACGUUCGGCGACACGGACACACAGUCGGGCGCGUUCAGUCCGGCGCCGGACGCGAAUUCCAUCCAAUAUCCCGCCUACUUCAAGGACCCGAAGGGCGGGAAUCACGCGGUUUUCGGUGCCGGCGGCGCGGGGAGCUUCGGUGCCCUGCAGUACAUCAAGCAACAGGGCGGUAGCAAGAGCUGUUUACCGGACGUGAUACAGCACGGCCGCUCCGCGGGGAUGCCGUUGUACGUGCGAUGUCCGAUCUGUCAGAAGGAGUUCAAGCAAAAGUCCACGCUGCUGCAGCACGGCUGCAUACACAUCGAGUCGAGACCGUAUCCUUGCCCGGAGUGCGGCAAGAGGUUCAGGCAACAGUCGCACUUGACCCAACACCUUCGCAUCCACACGAACGAAAAGCCGUACGGCUGCGUCUAUUGCGGCCGUAAUUUCCGUCAACGCACCAUCUUGAAUCAACAUUUGCGCAUUCAUACAGGCGAGAAGCCGUACAAGUGUCAACAGUGCGGCAAGGAUUUCCGUCAGAAAGCGAUACUGGACCAGCACACGCGCACCCAUCAGGGUGACCGGCCGUUCUGCUGCCCGAUGCCCAACUGCAGGCGGCGUUUCGCCACCGAGCCGGAGGUGAAGAAGCACAUCGACAACCAUAUGAAUCCGCACGCGGCCAAGGUGCGUAGGAACUCGACCAGCGACUCGAAACCGCCCGGCACGCCGGCCGGCCUGGGCCCGGUCCCUGUCCCUAGAGGUCUCACGCCGACGGUGGUGAAGCCGGAGCUCUACUUCCCGCAAUGUUACGCGCCCGCGUUCAAUCAUCAACCGCCAGUGUCGACGGCGCAGUUCCCGGCCCAGGCAAACGGGGUAUCCGUUGCCGGCGAGUUCAAACCACCGACCGGUCUGCCGCCGCAGUGACUAACCGUCCAUCCUGCCGCCUACUAGCAAGCAGGAAUACCGCUGAGAUUUCAGCGAUGCUUCGGUCACGCGUUACAGACCGACGCCGCCGCCGCCGCUGCCGCCGCUGCUGCCGCUGCUGCCGCCACGACGUCGAGUGUCGCGUCGCACCGAUGCAGCCAGCCGAUCCAGCAACACUACCCGUGACAUUUAUCGUGCAUUUACUAGGCUCUUUCUUUUCGUUUCGCGGUUCGCUUACUUUCCUCGUUCCAUUGCUUCGCACAGCCUCGGAACGCGUCGCCAGCUAGUCCUCAGCUCGACGGUGAUCCACGCGACCCUUUCGUAUUCCUUCCAUCAAUCGCGUCGCGCGCGUCUCCUCCUCGGUUCGCGGCUCAUCAUUCGUCGCGGCUCCAACGGACCGCGUCUCUUCGUCUGUUGCACGUGUAUAUCUCUCUGUCCUGCGUGUCUGCAUGUCUGUCUCUGCGUGUGCGUGUGCCUACGAGUGCGUGUGUGCGUGCCUGUGACACGUUGACGCGCGUCGAUCGUUGACUCGCGUUUACUCUUAUUACCGAUAGACUCUGUGUGCCCCCUCGUCGUCCGACCAGUGUGGUCCGUUUCUACUUGUGCGGUCCGGCCUGUGCCCUCGCCGUGGCUAACGCCGACCAACGCGAUCCGCCAAGCUCGCCUCUAUAAUAGCCUUGGCACCCGAGUACGUAUAUACCUAUCUACGUACACACACACACACACACACACACACACCUCGCAAUAGCCACUGUUCUUCUUCUUUUUUUAAUCGCCGAUCAUCGUUACCUCGCGAAUAUCGCGGUUCACCGGAAGCGAUCCCCAGCCGUGGAC